Nyctereutes procyonoides (raccoon dog) is the source of this 486-nucleotide messenger RNA. It is a transcript of the gene NCBP2L, whose product is annotated as nuclear cap binding protein subunit 2 like. Gene Ontology annotation, biological process: mRNA cis splicing, via spliceosome. Bases 1 to 486 code for a protein of 161 amino acids. NCBI's taxonomy places the organism in Eukaryota, Metazoa, Chordata, Mammalia, Carnivora, Canidae. The record is from RefSeq and is a predicted model, not a curated record. Gene Ontology annotation, cellular component: nuclear cap binding complex. The transcript has a single exon. Gene Ontology annotation, molecular function: RNA cap binding.
AUGUCCAGCAACCUGAGAAUUCUGUGUGGGGAUUCCUCCCUGGAGCUGAGCGAGUACCAAGACCAGCAGUUUGGUGGAGAUAAUGAUGAGCAGGAGAAAUUGUUGAAGGACAGCUCCACACUCUAUGUGGGGAAUCUUUCCUUUUAUACUACUGAAGAGCAAAUAUAUGAGCUCUUUAGUAGAUGUGGUGAUGUCAAGAAUGUAUUUAUGGGCCUGGAUAAAAUUAAGAAAACGGCAUGUGGUUUCUGUUUUGUAGAAUACCAUAACAGAUUUGAUGCCGAAAAUGCCAUGUUGUUCCUAAAUGGGACCUGCCUAGAUGACCAUACUAUCUGCACAGAUUGGGAUCUCGGCUUUAGAGAGGGUAGACAGUAUAGCCAUCACCGAUCUGGGGGCCAGAUAAGAAAUGAGUUUCGUGAAGAUUCUGAUAUUGGUAGAGGUGGCUUUGGAAAACAGGCUCAGGCCCAUGAUAGGAGAGGAAUCCAUUAG